UUCGAAUAAUAAAUUUAUGAACAAAAGAAUUUUUGGCAUUUGAAGUUGGCAGCACUUGUGCAUACGAAUGUCACAUGUUAGAAAUGUCAAAUGGUGGGAAUGACGGAGCAAGUGCGGAAAAUGCUGACGAGGAAUAUGUUCAUCCCGUAUUCAAGAAUGAUCCCAUAAAGUUAUUUAGUUAUGUAAAUAAGGAGGUUGAGGUGAAAGUUAAUGGAGGAAAGAUAUUUAGAGGUUGGGUUAAAACCAUUGAUCCUGUUUCUGAAAGUGUUGUCUUGGUUAAUUUUCUAGAAAGGAAACCUGUCACGAUACAAAUAAUCAUGGGCCAUACUAUUGAAUUUAUAAAUAUUGUAUGCACAGAAGAGCAUUAUCAUUCUCAAUUAGAAUCUCUUUUCCAACAAGAAGAAGAAUUAUAUUCUAAAGAAGAUGUAAACGAUAGAAAAAAUAGACUGAAGUUGUGGUUAAUAAAAAAUAGACUUCCUGUUAAGGAAAUUGAUGAUGCUUUAGAAGUGGCAGAAUGUGUGAAAAUUCUUCCUCCAUAUGGAACUAAUCAAUGUUUUUGUACUAAUGAAAUCAUAUUAGGAAAGAUACAAGGAUUGAUUACAACCAUGCCAAAAACACAUGACAACUCUUAAAAUAUUAUUUUUCUAUGUGACUAUCAGAUUAUUUAUAAAGUAAUAAUAAAUAUUGAAAUUUUAAAAUCAGAAAUAAUGAUUGUUUCAUU
Centruroides sculpturatus (bark scorpion) is the source of this 721-nucleotide messenger RNA. Its product is annotated as gem-associated protein 6-like. Lineage: Eukaryota; Metazoa; Arthropoda; Arachnida; Scorpiones; Buthidae. Gene Ontology annotation, biological process: spliceosomal complex assembly; spliceosomal snRNP assembly. The transcript is spliced from 2 exons. Bases 75 to 632 code for a protein of 185 amino acids. The record is from RefSeq and is a predicted model, not a curated record. Gene Ontology annotation, cellular component: nucleus; SMN complex.